CUUCCUCUAUAUAAGCGGCUCGGCGGCGGCGGCGCUCUCCUGGCUCGGGCGGCGGCGCGGGGUCUGAGGUGCGCGGCCGGCGGCGCAGGAUGGAGAUGGAGAAGCGGCUCACGCUGGAGCUGCGGAACAAGAAGCCGGCGGAGGUGAAGGAGCUGGUGCUGGAUAACUGCCGCUCGGACGAUGGGAAGAUCGUCGGCCUUUCCUCGGACUUUGAAAAUCUGGAGUUCCUCAGCAUGAUCAACGUCAACCUGCUGUCUGUCUCCAAUCUCCCCAAGCUCAACAAGCUCCGCAAGCUGGAGCUGAGCGAUAACCGGAUCUCCGGUGGCCUUGAAGUUCUAGCGGAGAGGACCCCUAACCUGACCCACUUGAAUCUAAGUGGCAACAAGAUCAAGGACAUCAACACCCUGGAGCCCCUGAAGAAACUGCCAAAUCUGCAUAGCCUGGACCUCUUCAACUGCGAGGUGACAAUGCUGAUCAACUACCGGGAGAGCAUGUUUGCCCUUCUGCCCCAGCUCACCUACUUGGAUGGGUUUGAUGCCGAUGACCAGGAGGCCCCUGACUCGGACCCUGAAGCAGAUGGUGAUGGGCUGGAUGAUGAAUAUGAUGAGAACGGAGAAGAAGGUGAGGAAGAGGAUGAUGAUGAGGAAGAUGAGUUGGAUGAGGAAGUUAUUGAUGACGAAGAGGAGGAUGAAGAUGAUCUGGAAGGUGAAGAGGAAGAAGAUGGAGUCGAUGAUGAGGAGGAAGAGGAUGAGGAGGAUGAAGAUGACGAUGAAGGUGAGGAGGACCUUCCACAGGGAGAGAAGAGAAAACGAGAUCUAGAGGAUGAGGGAGAGGAAGAUCCAGAAGAUGAAGAGGAUGAGGAGGAUGACUGAUAAUCCUAGCGAGCCAAUCAGUUUUACGGACUAUGACUGUGCUUGUCCUAACCUCCCCAUUGUGUCCAUGUGAGACUGUAAAUCCCCCUCUCCUGGCCCCUCCCCCUUUUGUAUGGCUGCAGUGUCCACAAUAUAUUUUUUUAAGACGUAGAAUACAGUAGGCGUUCAGGGGAAUCUUUCCAUACAAGCCUCACUUUCUCACAAGUAUUUUAUGACCAAAGGCUUUCUCCGUUCUGUGGUUUGCGCAGCAUUUUGCAAAAAAAAAGUUCUCCUCCUAGAGCAUCUCAUAUCUGAAAUCAACCUUACCACAUGGGACCGAGAGCUCCAACAACCCUUUGCCAUCCCACAUGACCACAAGAGGCGAAUGAACGCUCACCGCCCCAGCAUGCAUGUCCUCAGCCCAGCAUUUGAAGAAGCUGCGAGCAUUCUGUGCAGCGGAUGCAAACUCUGCUUGUGUAAGUGGACUCUGAAAGCAAACAGUCACCCAAGGUGAACUGAAAUAACAGUUGUGUGAUAGUUGGAGAUGCUUGAAGAUACUCUAGCGAUUGGGGGUGGGAGGGGAAAGGGCUUGGGUCCCUGAGAGAAUCUGCUCUUUGCUGCAUCUCAGACCUGUUAGGAGGAACUUUGCAGUAGCCUUGUCUCUUGCUUUCCUAUUUCUUUUAUAAACUGGAAUUUUUUUUACCCAUUAGCCACUUCUUUGUAGCUUUCAGUUCUUGGAUGUCUGCAAAGUAAUUAUGGUUGGCAGCUGUGAAUGUCUUCACUUGCCAUAAGGAGGCUUUCUCCACCCUCUGCCAACCUACACCUUCACGGAAGAAUAGGAAACAUCAGGCAAGGGGAUACUGCACUGCUACCAAACUGCAUUUUCACUGUACAGAACACACUCUAACCAUUAUUACUGUGAUGCACCUAAAUCGGCAUUCACCGGGAGACCGUGGUAGCCUAAAUAUUCUCAGGGUCCUUCUGGCUAGCCAGUAACAGCUCUCAACGGUGGCCUCAGUUACUAGCCUGGUGCAUGUACACCUCCCCUUUUCCUUUUCAGAGUGAUGAGAAGUCCCGCUCGUUCCCAUUUAUGCACUAUGUGCUGUGACAGCUGUCUCUUCCCUUUCACUCCCAGCCCGUAGGAGUGGAGCCACUGCUUCUCUGACCUGUUGGAGGCAUUUUUUAGAACAGGGAGGUGGAAUCCUGCCAAGUGCAACAAGGGAUUUCUGACCUGUGUUCACAUGAUACAUCUGUUAGUUUCUAAGGAGAGCUUUGGCUCCAUGGAAUCAAAGGGCAUUAACCAACCCUUCAGUAUUGAGUGCCUAGUGAUCUCUGCUCAGAUAGGUUGGUGAGAGCGGGGGAGAGCAACUACCUUUUAACCAGGUUUAUGGGGGUGUUCCCUGAGGCUUUAUACUAAUGCAGAUGCAUUGGCACUUAACAGGGUUCUCCCUCAGCCACUGCAGACAAAUAUGUCAUCCCCCAGCAGUUACAUGUAUUCCUCUUGCAGCAAGAAGAGAAAAAUCUCACACCCCUCCUAUAAAAAGCAAUGUUUGCAAAGGUGCAUUGGGUACUGCAGCACAUCUGGAUUUCUAGCCUUGCCCUUGUCUCUUGCAUUGUACAGUAGCUAUAACCAUUCAAAGAUAAACUUCUCCUGUAAAAUGCAAACUGAGUAACUUAUAAAUGCUAAAGGAAUUUAAAAAAAAAUUCAGAGCAGCAGUUGAUAUUUUUAAUUUUUUCCCUGCAUUUUUUCAGCAGAUUGUAUGGAUUUUAUAUUAGCCUAGUAUCUGUCAGGUUUCGAUUGGUCAGAUUAGUCCCAGAAAUAAGGAUCUUCACCCCUUUUGUAUCUUUUUUGUUACAAAAUUUGGAUAAAACUUUUAAUAAAGACUUCAGUUUUUAAAAA
This is a messenger RNA of Mauremys mutica (yellowpond turtle), 2751 nucleotides long. Its product is annotated as acidic leucine-rich nuclear phosphoprotein 32 family member B. Gene Ontology annotation, molecular function: histone binding. The transcript is spliced from 7 exons. The coding region runs from base 90 to 872 and encodes 260 amino acids. Gene Ontology annotation, cellular component: nucleus. Lineage: Eukaryota; Metazoa; Chordata; Testudines; Geoemydidae. Gene Ontology annotation, biological process: regulation of apoptotic process. The record is from RefSeq and is a predicted model, not a curated record.